AUGUUCUUACAACAAGCAUCGAAAGCACACAAUGCUGGUCAGGCAGCACAGAAGGAGAAGCUUGCCAAGGAAAAGGCCGCCAUGCGCCCAUGGGUGGAAAAGUACCGCCCCAAGACCAUCGACGACGUGGCCGCACAGGAACACACGGUCGCCGUGCUCAAAAAGACGCUCAUGUCCAACAACCUCCCGCAUAUGCUCUUUUACGGACCUCCUGGUACUGGCAAGACAUCCACCAUCCUCGCAUUGGCACGACAGCUGUUUGGGCCCGAGCUCAUGAAGACGCGAGUGCUCGAGCUCAACGCCUCAGACGAGAGAGGUAUCAGUGUGGUCAGGGAGAAGAUCAAGAACUUUGCAAAGCUCGCCGUCACCAACCCAAAGGAAGGCUUUCCGUGCCCACCCUUCAAGAUCAUCAUUCUCGACGAGGCGGAUAGCAUGACCCAGGAUGCGCAGAGUGCAUUGAGGCGAAUCAUGGAACAAUACAGCAGGAUCACGAGGUUCUGUCUGGUUUGCAACUAUGUCACUCGCAUCAUCGAGCCGCUCGCCUCACGUUGCAGCAAGUUCCGUUUCCGCUCGCUGGACAGCUCCUCCACCAAGACCCGACUCGAAAUGAUCGCCUCUGCCGAAUCUGUCUCGUUCCAAGAUUCCACCGUCCUCGAUACCCUGAUCAGCACUUCAGACGGCGACUUGCGACGCGCCAUUACCUACCUGCAGUCCGCCUCGCGCCUCCACAGCAUCGCCAGCGACGACAAAUCCUCUGUCACUUCCGAGUCCAUCAUCGAGAUCGCAGGCGUUGUUCCCACCCGCGUUAUCACCGGCCUCGCAGAUGCCGUCGGCAUCGAAGCGUACAGCUCGGACGACGAUGUCGAGAUGGAAGCCGUCGGCGUGGCGGCAAAGAAGAGAGAAGCUUUCGAGCGGAUCAGAGAAGAAGUGAGGAUCAUUACGAGGGAGGGAUACUCGAUCACACAGCUGCUGGUGCAGCUGCAUGACUAUGUGAUUGCCCAUCCGACUGUGUUGGCAAAAAUCAAGGCAAAAGCUGCUUUGCUCAUGGCAGAGAUGGACAAGUGCCUGACGGACGGUGCCGACGAGGAGCUGCAGCUGCUCAAUCUGUGUCUCAAGUUGCAAGAGGUUGUGCAGACCGAUGGCAAGGCUUACGUCUGA
This is a messenger RNA of Sporisorium graminicola, 1158 nucleotides long. RefSeq lists its product as uncharacterized. NCBI's taxonomy places the organism in Eukaryota, Fungi, Basidiomycota, Ustilaginomycetes, Ustilaginales, Ustilaginaceae. Gene Ontology annotation, molecular function: DNA clamp loader activity; ATP binding; ATP hydrolysis activity. The transcript is spliced from 2 exons. Bases 1 to 1158 code for a protein of 385 amino acids. Gene Ontology annotation, biological process: DNA-templated DNA replication; DNA repair. Gene Ontology annotation, cellular component: nucleus; DNA replication factor C complex. The record is from RefSeq and is a predicted model, not a curated record.